Molecule: messenger RNA, 417 nt
Organism: Dracunculus medinensis (Guinea worm)
Lineage: Eukaryota; Metazoa; Nematoda; Chromadorea; Rhabditida; Dracunculidae
Source: the annotation of a GenBank genome assembly
AUGAACAAUGAUAUGAAUGAAACGCGUCGAGAAUUGGCGGAUCUCGUAAAACGACGAUCUGAAAUAGCGGAAAUUUUAAGUUCUCUUGAGCAGCAAAUCUACAAUUUUGAAGGAUCUUAUUUGGACGAAACUGCUGAAUAUGGAAAUGUCGUCAAAGGUUGGGAUCGGUUUGCAUUAGUAGCGCCGCCUUCAAAAAAUAGUCUAAAAUUGGAAAAAAAAGGAUCGAGAAAAUCACUUCGUGAUUCUGAAAGAAUAUUCUCUAAUUCAUCAGUGACUUCGCCAGCCGCUCUAAAAAAUAGUGUAUCACAACAUAUAGCACAUGAAGAUAGUCCGAGCAAUAAUAAUCGCUAUAAUCGCGAUAAUCAUUCGAAGAAAGGAAGCAAAAAAAGCCGAAGAAAUGAUUCAUUUUCAAAAUAG